Rhizophagus irregularis DAOM 181602=DAOM 197198 is the source of this 1578-nucleotide messenger RNA. RefSeq lists its product as uncharacterized. Lineage: Eukaryota; Fungi; Glomeromycota; Glomeromycetes; Glomerales; Glomeraceae. The record is from RefSeq and is a predicted model, not a curated record.
AUGAAUUCACGAAUUCAAUUAUACCCGGAUUGUUUAAGACGAAUAUUUGAAUAUAUCGUUGAUUCAUCAGAAUAUCUUCAUAUAACGCAUAAAAACCUUUACUCAUGUAUAUUAGUAAAUAAAUUAUUUUUUCAAAAUGCUAUACCAAUAUUAUGGAGAAAUCCGUGGAAUCCAAAUUCAAAUAAAUCAAAAAACAAUUAUAAUAAAAAACUUUCUAUCGCGAGAACAAUUUUAUCAUGUUUGUUACAAUAUCAUCGUGAACAACAACAGGACAAAAAUUUGACCGAUAUUUUUGGAUUAAUUUCUUUUGAAAACCCCAUGAAAGAUCCAAUAUUUGAUUAUGUAAGUUAUUGUAGACAUAUUAAUUGUCUAGAUAUUGAAAAUGUGACUAGAAUGCUAAUUGAAAAUAAACGAGAAUUAAAUGUUAUUUUUGAUAAAAAACACGAAGAAAAUAUUGGUUAUAUUUUAUUUGAAGAAAUUUGGAGAUUAUUUAUGAAAAAAUGUAAUAAUAUUGAAUAUCUUAAAUUACCUCAAAAUAUUAAUAUUAGUAUAUUACCUGGAUCUCAACAAUGUUUAAGAUGGUUAAAUGAAUUGGAAUGUGUAGUUGGAAAUGAAAUGAAUCAAUCUAUAAAUAAAAAUUUUAUUGGAUUGGCUAAUAUUUGUCAUAAUUUAACAAAAAUUAGGAUUAAUCCUUUAGAUAAAGAUGACAGAGGUUUGGCUACUUUAAUUAAAGCGCAGAAUAAUUUAGAAGAGAUACAUUUAUUUACAAAUCAACAUGUAGAAAAUUUAAGAUUUAUUAAUCAGGCAUUAUCAACUAAAUCUAAUUCACUUGAAAUAUUAUCAUUCAAAGGAAACUUUUAUUUUUCUUCACAAAAUUCAUUUCUCUCUUCUUUACAUAAUUUAAAGCAAUUACACAUUAAAUUUGCUACAUAUAGCAAUAUUAAUUGUCUAUUAAAUUUAACUGUUUUGCCAAAGUUGGAAUUUUUUGUUAUUCACUUAAAUUAUUAUUCCUUUGAAAUUUCUUUAGAUUGUUUUUCAAAACUAAUUUCAACUACAAAAGGUUUGCUUCGGAAAUUUGAAAUAAUUAAUGCUACAAGACCUCCCUCAAAGAUAAUUGGAUUACAAUUAUUCAUUCAAUCAAUAAUUAAUCAUUGUCCUUUAAUUAAUCAUUUAAAAAUUUGGUAUAUUAGUGAUUUACUGAAUGAUUUUAAACAAUUAUUAAUUAGUGCUGAAUAUUUAAAUUCUAUUGAAUUUGAUUUCUUAAAAGUACAAAAUGAUGAAAAUUAUGAUUAUAAUAUGGAAAGGGAAUUGCAAACUAAAUCAUUAUUAGAUGCUUUAAUUGCUUGGUCUUCUAUCAAUUUAAAUUAUUUAUAUUUAAGUAAUCUUUGGUGGUUAUUACCUCAUGAAUUAUCUUAUUUUUUGGAAUUAUGGAAACCAAGAAAUAUUAAAUUAACUUUAAAAAUCAAAGAUAAUGAAAAAGAAGACUUGCAUCCUUAUUUAGUUGUUAUUGAUAAAUUUAUUAAAGAUGAUGUUUUAACUGUUGAUUCAGGUAAAUGGAUCAAAGAAUUUCCAUUUUAA